AUCGGAAAGGCUGAGGCUUUUGCGCAUGCGCUGUAAAGCUUCCUGUGCCGCACUGUUCGACUCUAGUUCUUGUUCGGGAACCGUGCGAAACUUGGACUCAAAGGCCAAUUUUCCCCCUGAUUUUGGCGAUUUCAGGGGUGCCGCAGGCCUAGAUCAUCAUGCCAGCUCCAUCCAAGCUUAGGGACUUGAUUCGUACCAUAAGGGCCGCACGCACGGCUGCCGAUGAGCGGGCUGUCAUCUCCAAGGAGUGUGCUGCCAUCAGGGACUCCUUCAGAGAAGAAGAUAAUGAUUUCCGCUGCCGCAGUGUCGCUAAGCUGCUUUACGUCCACAUGCUGGGUUACCCUGCACAUUUUGGUCAGUUGGAAUGCUUGAAGCUUAUCGCGUCACCCAAGUUCACCGACAAGAGGAUUGGCUAUCUUGGUGCAAUGAUGCUGUUGGAUGAGAGGCAAGAUGUCCAUCUGCUGGUCACUAAUUCCAUGAAAAAUGACAUGAACCACAGUAACCAAUUUGUUGUCGGACUUGCAAUGUGUGCUCUUGGAAGUAUUUGUUCACAAGAGAUGAGUCGAGAUCUUGCUGGUGAAAUAGAAAAACUUAUCAAGUCCUCAAAUUCAUAUUUAAGAAAAAAGGCCACUCUUUGUGCUACUAGAAUUAUUAGGAAAGUUCCAGAAUUGAUGGAGAUCUUUGUUCCUUCAACAAGAUCUCUGAUUAGUGAAAGAAAUCAUGGUGUACUGCUCACAGGCAUCACCUUGGUAACAGUUAUGUGUAAACUCAACACUGAAACUCUACAACACUUCAAAAGACAUGUACCUACAUUAGUGAAAACACUUAAAAAUCUUAUAAUGUCGGGCUACUCGCCAGAGCAUGACGUAUCUGGGAUUAGUGACCCCUUCCUGCAGGUCCAGAUUAUUCGGCUGCUGAGAAUACUUGGAAAAGACGAUGAGGAGACUAGUGAACAGAUGAAUGAUGUCUUGGCUCAGGUUGCCACCAACACAGAAACGAGUAAAAAUGUUGGCAAUGCUAUUCUCUACGAGACUGUGCUUACUAUCAUGGAUAUAAAAUCAGAAAGUGGUCUACGGGUCCUAGCCAUCAAUAUCUUGGGCAGGUUUUUGUUGAACAAUGAUAAGAACAUCAGAUAUGUUGCACUAAACACACUAUUACGGACAGUUCAGGCGGAUUACAACGCAGUCCAGCGCCAUCGUAGUACUAUAUUGGACUGCUUGAAGGACCCUGACAUCUCAAUAAGAAGGAGGGCUAUAGAGUUGUCUUUUGCACUUGUGAACUCUAGUAACAUCCGGGGGAUGAUGAAGGAGCUUAUAUCAUUCUUAGACAAAGCAGACGAAGAGUUCAAGUCUUAUGUCACAUCCAAUAUAUUUGAAGUUGCUGACAAAUAUUCACCAAGCAAGAGAUGGCACAUUGAUACAAUGAUGAAAGUCCUUACCACCGCUGGGAACUUUGUGCGAGAUGACACUGUGCCACACCUGAUUCACCUGGUGUCCACCUCCAGCGACCUCCAGGCUUAUGGGGUACAGCAGCUCUUUAAAGCCAUGCAACACGACAUUAGCCAGCAAUCCCUGGUCCAGGUCGGCUCCUGGUGCUGUGGAGAGUAUGGAGAUAAACUCCUAGUGGACAUCGAAGAGGACGAGCCUCUUGGGAUAACCGAGAAUGAUGUCUUGGAUGUUUUGGAGUGUGUGCUGUACAGCAGUCACUCUACCAGCACGACAAGGGACUACGCCCUGACGGCCAUCAUGAAGCUCAGUACGAGGUUCACUACUUCAACAGAGCGUAUCAAGUCGCUGUUGGAGAGGUUUGGCUGUAGUAUGGACAUGGAACUACAACAGAGAGGUGUAGAGUAUAUCACACUAUUCAAGAAAUACGACAACAUGAGACCUGCGCUUCUGGAGAAGAUGCCAGCUGUACAACAGAACAAGAUGAAUGGUGAUGCCAUGUCUAACGGAGAGGUCCUAGCUGCCCCAGAAAUCGAGGAGAAACCAGCAGAAAAAGAACUAAAAAGUGUCCCUCAGAAACAGGAGUCGGACACGUUACUUGACCUUUUGGGCGGCGGCGACAUCAUACCAGUCAACCAAGAGACUACAGCCGUAGUGACUAAGCCCGCGGUAUCUUCUGGAGGAGAAUUGCUUGACUUAUUGGGUGGUCUGGACUUCGGCCCAAGUGGAGUCCCACCCAUGGCGCCUGCAGGACUAGGGCCCAGCCUACUCGACGGCGGGGCUACCCUUGGCCCCAUGCCUGGCGCCACGCCAAUGAUGCAAAUGAACGAUACUACCCCGCCUGCCCCAGUGGCAGCUCCAGGGGGUAUCCCAUCGAUCACUGCGUACGAGAAAGGCGGACUAAAGAUCGUUUUCAGCUUCGAGAAAAUACCGGACAACCCUUCGAAUGUGGUGAAUAUCACUAUGACCGCAUCCAACAACCUCUCUAUCGCCAUGCAAGAGUUUGUCUUCCAAGCCGCUGUACCCAAGACAUUACAACUACAGCUACAGAGUCCGUCUGGCAACGUCCUACCCCCCAACAAUGGCGGCACUGUCACGCAACUGAUUAGAAUAGCCAAUCCGCAACAAAACCCUUUGCGCAUGCGUAUCAAAUUACUAUACACUCUGAAUGGUGCUGCCGUGCAAGAGCAAGGGGAGAUCAACAGCUUCCCACCCGGAGUCUAGCGCAAUUGAUGUGGCUAUCGCUAGGGGCUAUUUUUAAACAAAAUCAUGGUAUAGAAUGUCAAUGAGUCAUGAGACCGGCGUGAAUCUCCUGCUAACAGUCUCAACAUUGUACAACAUUACUGAUUUCCCACUUGCGAGACGCAAGGUAUCUUAGACUGAAGAACACAAACCAGGUAUUCAUUUCAGUAGCUAACCCAAUCCCAUUAUGCCACAGUGAAGGUGAGGCUUGAUAAUACAGUGUGAUCCCAGAAAAGCUCAUAUCUGGAAUCAAUGUAAAAUAUUGCUAGGAUAUAUUUUUCAGAAUGGGGAGAACAUUCAAAGCAAAAAUAGGAAGAAAAAAAACGCAUUUUAACGUCUGGGUAACAUUCUUUACAUGUCUGACAUUGUGGAGGUCAGUGCUACAUUGUGCGACACAGCAACAUGGUGCGCAAACAGUUCUAUCUUGUUUGGCUCAAUACUUUACCUGCCCAGUGUUGGCCUAUUUACAGAGCAGAACCACUUGGGUCAUGGAUCUUAGGGUGUUGGGUUUUGGCAGAGCCUAUUGUUGCAAUAGCAACCCUUCGAAAAAGGGCGUUGCUAAGAUAAUGUUCUAUUAAAGUAUAGCGAAUUAAGACUGGCAUCAGGUGGAUAUUCAGGGUUUGUCAUGCUUAGUCUAUGGUGUAACUAUGCUUAAAAGUAAAAAUCAUAUUUUGGUCUCAUGCAUUGUACAAUUUACCAUUAAAAGCUCACAUUAAAUUUUGCCUAUAUAGCUUCUGGAUAGGUGAUCUACAGGGUUCAAUUUUUGUAUGCUUACCCGCAUUUCGGUGGUAACUUCAGGGGCGUAGCCAGGGGGUGACCCAGGCCCCCCUCUUUAGCAGUCAAAAAUACAGUAAAUGUAUGAGAUAAUCUAUAAUACAGGAAAAAAUGCUUUGAAAGUCACUUUUGGGCCCCCGCCUAUUAAUAAUCCUGGCUAAGCCCCUGCUUGUGUUAGCAGUUGGAAGGAGGGCAUCCCUAACGUGCCAGUUUGAUUAUUUCUUCAUAAUUUGUUAUUUCCGUUCGAUCUCGGGUAGCUAGCGACAAUGUUGACAUCGAGCCCUAUGGCCAGGAACAACGAACGCACUUGUUAAGAUUUUAUAUAGAUAAAAGGCGUAACACCAAGAUUCCGAUGAAACUGUCUUCGAUGUACACAGUUUCAUCUGAAUCCUUUCUUUGUCGUUGGAGUAAGUAGAUCUAGUGAGUUUCUCUGUACGAAAGAAACUAAAACGUGGAAGGAAUAGGGAGCUAUUACAACAGCUCUAUCUUACAAAGUAAUGUCCAAUAAAAACAAAAGAAAAAGAAA
Molecule: messenger RNA, 3987 nt
Organism: Nematostella vectensis (starlet sea anemone)
Lineage: Eukaryota; Metazoa; Cnidaria; Anthozoa; Actiniaria; Edwardsiidae
Product: AP-1 complex subunit gamma-1
Exons: 23
Coding region: 159-2669 (836 amino acids)
Biological process (GO): intracellular protein transport; receptor-mediated endocytosis; Golgi to vacuole transport
Cellular component (GO): AP-1 adaptor complex; membrane coat; Golgi apparatus
Molecular function (GO): clathrin-cargo adaptor activity
Source: RefSeq, a predicted model, not a curated record